Aspergillus saccharolyticus JOP 1030-1 is the source of this 1317-nucleotide messenger RNA. RefSeq lists its product as uncharacterized. The coding region runs from base 229 to 1317 and encodes 362 amino acids. The record is from RefSeq and is a predicted model, not a curated record. The transcript has 2 exons. Gene Ontology annotation, biological process: canonical NF-kappaB signal transduction. NCBI's taxonomy places the organism in Eukaryota, Fungi, Ascomycota, Eurotiomycetes, Eurotiales, Aspergillaceae.
AACCCACUUCUACAUUCUAGCUUCACAUCGUCACAAUCCGCAUCCCUUUCAAGGCUACCACAAACUUACGACAAGAACCUUCUAUACCCAUCAACUUCACCAGCCCCGGCCUUUUUUUUUCCCUUCAGUAACUCCUCACCCCAAAGAUGCCGCGAACAUACUACACCUGAGCUCCAUCAUCCCACCCAUCUUCACCAUACUAUCGCAGCAACUCAACCGCACCUCACAAUGACCGAACGACCACACACCACAACCUCACCCCCUCCCCCGCCCUCUACCUCCCCCUCGAAACAACCUCGACCCCCCUCCUCACCCCCCUCCCCAAACCACGACGACUCCUCGGCCCCCCCGCGCCGCAAACGAUUCCGCUUCAAAUCCCCCCACCGUUCAUCCAGUCACAAGCCCAGCCAGCGAGACAAACACAAACCCCAAGACAAAGAAUCCCGCCACCGUGCUCACCGUGCUCACCGUGCUCACCGUGCUCACCGUGCUCACCGUGCUCACCGUGCUCACCGCGCCCACCGCACCACCCACCCACCACAACAACAAGAAGAACCGACCUCCCUCGACCCAGACACCGCCUUCCGGGAAUCCCUCUUCGACGCCCUCGGCGACGACGAAGGCGCCAACUACUGGGAAUCCGUCUACGGACAACCGAUCCACACGUACGCCAUCCCCUCGAUCCCGAAGGGACCCGGGGGCGAGCUGGAGCAGAUGGACGAGGAGGAGUACGCGGCGUACGUGCGGAGUCGGAUGUGGGAGCGGACGCGCGAGGGGAUGUUGUUUGCGCAGGAGAAGUUGCGGGCGGAGCGGGAGGCGCAGCGACAGGCGGACGCGAAGCGGGCGCGGCGGGCGUUUGCGGCAGAUGAACGGCGGGCGUUUGAGGCGGCUAUGGAGGAGAGUUUGCGGCGCGGGCGGGCGCGGAAGGUCGCGAAGCAGGAGUGGAGGGAGGUUUGGGGCAGGUAUGCGCAAGCCAACACAGAAGACAGGGAGAGGGAGAGGGAGAGGGCAGAAUCUCCGGGAGAAAGACGGCAGAGCUUUCGCAAUCUUGUCUUCUGGCCCGUCGAAUCGGGGAAACGAAGGGAUGUCAAUAAGGAGAAUGUGGAGGAGUUUAUGCGCCGGUGUCCCGAGUACACGGCUAGCCCGUCCACGGCGACCUUGUUGGCAGUGCUCAAGGCGGAGCGCGUUCGGUGGCAUCCGGAUAAGAUCCAGCAUCGCUAUGGGGUGCUCGGGAUUGAGGAGGCGGUGCUGCGCUCGGUCACUGAGGUGUUUCAGAUUAUCGAUCACAUGUGGAAUGAGCUGAGGGCACAGAGCUGA